AGGGUUGCAGUCGAAGAAACGACGACGACGGAUUGAGAAAGAUUUCCCACGCUGGUUUUUUUUGUGUUGAGCCAUUGCGGGCAAUCUCUCCAACGACGACAAGCAAGCAAGAACAAACACCCACGAAGCAAGCAGACGAGUACGCUCUAGUCUUUCUGGAAAACAAAGACUGGUUACCUUGUCCCAAUACCCUGUUGGUCAUUCCCACUCGCGCGUCAUCUCCUGUCCACCCAACACACAACGCCAUUUCCACGGGACUCUUGUCAAGCACAGCAGGUUCCUCCUCUUUGGGUUGCACCUUCCGCCGUACGAACGAGUCGCUCUUCUUCUGGUUGCUUCAGCUUUCACAUCCCCCGACACGCCAGCUGCAGGUCAAGAGCCACGGCCCUGUCAAAAAACGCCCGCAGUUGUCCGUUUUCAUUUUUUUUCCUUUUUAUUUGACGGGCCGCCACUAGACCCCGAUACGUUUAAGAACCUUAUCGUCCUGUUACGCAAAUACACGAGGACGCUUCUUCGCACUUUUGAUACCCGGCCGCCGGAACAUUAAAGAAGUCAAUUCUAAACGUGAACGUUGGCCACGCCGAGGGGAAAUCGUCUUCUUUUGGUCAACGCCGUCGUCUACGGGUUUUGCCGAAGCAUUUGUUGUUUCGUCAGGGACUUACUCCAUUCUCGAUUGGCAUUGAAUUACCUUGCCGGUUUGCAUCAACACACAGUCGCUUGUUAGCCCUGCUUGUUCGUCCUCGCCAUGGUUGUGCAGCUGCAUUCAUCGUCGGCAGGUCAUAUAGCCACGGCCACUGUCACCAUGGAAUACCCUAUAUCUGAACAUGUAUGCAGAUCCCCUCAAAUCUCCAUAGCAAUGCGAUCGUCGCCUGUUGUCUCGCCUACCACAUCCCCGCCGCCGUCCCCUCCAACCUUUUGUCACCUUCGACGGACCCCACAUCCCUAUCAGUUUACUUAUGAUGCUGGAAAUUGCCCAAGAGAGAAGCCUCAUGAACUGAAUCACCGGCCACCCACCCCACCGUCGCCUGACUCGUCGGAUGAAGGCUCUCGUUCGCCGCGUCACCAUCGACCAUCACAACAGCAUCACAGCAAAUAUUAUCGACGGAGCGCUCCAUAUUCCGAACAAGCUCACGCAACAACCUCCCAACAACAAUCCCCGCCCCCCUCAAGUGCCUCUGCCAGUCAGCAAGAGCAGCAAGGAGCACCAAAGUCACAAGAAGAACCGCCGCAACAGAGCGCGACAGGUGAAUCAAUACCUGCCGCGUCAACUCGUGCUUCCAGCUCAUUAGUUCGUCGAAGUCUGGACCUCGUCCUUCCCAUUGUCCGCAUCAUCGCCACUGCUGUGGUAGUUGUGAUUUGGUUUUCUCUGACCGUGUACCUCUUCUUCAUGUCGUAUGUGGUCUCGGUCGUCUACAGUGUAGUGCGGCGGUGUCCAGCAGUGCUAAGGGCAGCAGUGCGAGGAGCGAAAAGAUCGGCCCACGUGGCCUGGGGAUUGGGCAAAGUUGCCUACCGUGCCGGACGUGAAGCAUAUGGUACUGCUUCGCGAUUGUGGAAGGAUUACGCCAGUCCAUGGAUGCCACGACUUUUCCACUGGCCCGAGCCGAUACAGCAGCGAAUGCAAAACAGAUAUAAUGAAUCACCACCACCCGACGUGGAUGAACCCAUUAUCGAACCUCCUCCAUGGUCACCGAUUCCUGAUGAUUUUCCUACCGAAUUUGAAGGCCCAUACACCUACCCCACACCCCAAGCAUCGCCAAAGUCAACGCCUCCCUGUUCACCUUUCCUUCAGGAUAUGGAAGGGGAACAGCCUGCUUCCCCGCCACCAGGAAAAGCAUGGAGAUGGUCAGCAGCCAGCGGCAGCAGUGGUUGGAGUUUUGACAGCGGCUAUGCUGAAGAAAGGGGCCAUGAUGACACUCUCUGAAAGUUGAAGCGCAUGACACGAGCAAGACCAAGCAAAAACGGCAGUAGUGAAGUGAGGAAGUAUAGAUCGGUAGAUGAUGGUAGAUGCACAGUUUGGCAUACCGGAUUUUUCUUGCAAGAUACCCUGUUGUAGUGUGGGAAACGGAUGGAAUGUUUUUGUAUCCUCUUUGGAUCAAACACAUGCGGAAACGCGGCGCCAGACGAACACAGUAUCUAUCUGGCUGUGAUGGAGUAGGGCGUGGCAGACAUGGGCAUUGCUUUUGUGUCCUCUUCUCUACCUGGGCAGUUGGGAAUUUGUGUAGUCGAUUUAGCUUGUGUUGUUUGUGAAUCUGUCGUAUUCGAGUGUGAUGGGCGCUGUGUUUUUCUGUCUGUCAUUUAUUAUUGCUUCUGAUGUAUAAAUGCUUUUGAAGUCGUUCUUU
This is a messenger RNA of Spizellomyces punctatus DAOM BR117, 2339 nucleotides long. RefSeq lists its product as uncharacterized. The record is from RefSeq and is a predicted model, not a curated record. The transcript is spliced from 2 exons. NCBI's taxonomy places the organism in Eukaryota, Fungi, Chytridiomycota, Chytridiomycetes, Spizellomycetales, Spizellomycetaceae. The coding region runs from base 746 to 1921 and encodes 391 amino acids.